Molecule: messenger RNA, 3991 nt
Organism: Diprion similis
Lineage: Eukaryota; Metazoa; Arthropoda; Insecta; Hymenoptera; Diprionidae
Exons: 2
Coding region: 365-3106 (913 amino acids)
Source: RefSeq, a predicted model, not a curated record
AUUAUCGAAUACUCUGUGCUCAGUAGCAAGAGUCUGUCUCUGAUCACGAGGUUUUCUUCGUGCGUCGAAUACACACGAAGGUGCAAUUUAUUCUCAAGUUUCGUAGUUUUUCAUUCCCAUCCACGCUACGAUUAGUGAAUUUACACCUGCACAUGUGUGCAAGGGAUGCAAAUGUGACUAAAGUGACAUUUACAAAUUCUCCCAUACACACAUGUCACAUCUGUACACAGUGCAUAAAUUUCAAGUUGCGUGGGUAGUUUACACGCGAAUACAGCGUGACUAAGGUACACAAUAUAUGCAACAGACAGGUUGUUGUCCAGGGGUGUAUAACUGAGCCAUUGUUCCGUCUGCAGCAUUGCCAACAAUGCUGCUCCGGAGGAAAGGAAGUCUCAAUAUACUCAACGUGUUUAUCGUUGGUUUGGUUACGCAGACAGAAAUUGUCACGAGCCUCAUCAACUAUGCUGAAAUACGGCGCAACGAAACUCCGAUCAUCUUGGAGUCAAGACGGGCAAUGUCAUCUAGUCAAUUGUUGGAAAUGGACGAUAACUGGGCGGUUUAUAGACCAUCGUACACACUUCAACAGGCUACGGAACACUUUCUCCACUAUGGAGCCUUCCUACGAAACCAGAUCCUCGAUACCUUCGGGGCACUCGUCUACGACCGUUACGACGAUUUCAGCACAAGACAACUCGAAGCUCUUUACAAAGUUUACCAAGCCACGCUCAGGAGGAAGUACAAUAUUUUUGACAUAGCACCGAGCGUUCUCGAGCAACCGGACAUUCGGUCUUCAAGUAUAUGUCGGCAUAUUAACAAUAAAGUUCGUACAUGCUUGAGGAGAAGCUCACAGCUGUGUGGAACGAUCCAACAGCACACCAAUCCAAAUCCACGCCCGGUCUUGACGCGAGUUUUCAACGUAACGCGACAUAUGUUCAAGACUGUGGGGUUCAAGCAACAGUUUCCAGAAGGAUUUUCCUUGCCAACUAUUUUACAGCGCCUGAAAUCGGGAGAUCUCUCUAUGACGUCUGGUCUGGUGUCCGGACUCCUGCAGAACGUUCAAUAUGGUAGUUUCAACGACGAAGUUCGUACGGCGGAAAAAAAUGUCAUGUCGUUACUGAUGUCCGAAAGAUGGAGAAGCGGUCGUAAGCUAAGUGAUAUGCCGAGAGAUCAGCUGCGAGAGGUUUCGACAGUGAACGAACUGCUUAAGAGUAUUUUUGACGGUCGGAAAUCCAUGUACCAUAGAAAUGAGAAAAACUUUGACGUACUGUCGCAACACAUCAUCGUCAAGGUCGAUACCAUUAGUCCUAACAUUGAAAUUCUUGGUACGGUUUACGAUAAUAACACCAUCCACUUGCGGUAUCUUUUCGAUGUGGUUUUACCGCCAGAUGAUGUUGACAGCGAUAUCAGUGACGCGAAAAAUUACCUUUUAAAGAAGAUGCGGGAUUUUGACAUGGUGCGAAAAUAUUUGAAGGUUGAAAAAUAUCAGCAGAGUGGCCCUGAUCAGUUGUUGAUGGAAAUACUGAGGCAGAUGAGAGACAUCAACUUUGCCCCUGAUCUAGUGACGGCUCUUCAGAGUCACGUUCGCUUCUGGCACCAGAGUCGAAUGAUAAACAAUCUGAACGACUUGCUCGAUCUUUUUGAUUCCUACGAGAAUCUUCGAAACGUUCCAAAAUUUUCAAACCUCGUCUCGUUGAUGGAUGAUAUACGGAGCAGUUUGAUGAAUUCAAAGACCGAGCCGAUAGAAUUGUUAUGCAGUAAGCCUAGAUCUUGUCUGCAGCGCGGUUUGAAGAUUAUCGCAGCGUGCGCUGUAGCAAAUCCAAAGAUCAAAUAUCUCCUAGUUAAAUUGUUCGAAAAAUUGAAUCCCGAUGGGUCAAUUUAUAUCGACAACUGUAAGCGAUCGACGAAUCAGGUGUUUACGGAAAUAUUAGAACCUUCGUUACAGGCAAGAUCAGGUAAUCCUGGUGAAGUAACAAGCAAGCUUACAGUUCAGAAUGACUCUAAUAAUCCGGAGUCGUCUACUGUACAAAAUACAAAUAACGCAGACCAUGAAACGGCAAAGAAAAUGAUCGCCGUAGAAAAUUCUGGGGUAAGACAGGUAGUGGCCAAGCAAGAGGCAAGUGAGAAACCAAGUUCCAUGGGAAAAAGACGAUGCUUGGAAUGCUUGGAAGACGAAAGUUUUGAAUCAGAUUUCUCAGAUUAUUUUGAUGGUGAUUUGUAUGACAGUUCCAGUUCGGAAGAGGAGGAGUACCGCCAGGGGGACGGGUGUAUUGGAAAUAAUUGUCCGCCACCAUGGAUGUCCAAUAAGGCGCAACAAUGUGCAGACGGCAAGUGUGAGAAGCCAUCCUUACCUGAGCAUCCGACCGGAUGCGUCGACCCCGAUUGCAUUCAAUUUCCUCCCCAGGGUGUCAGUCCUCCUGAAUGUAGUGAUUCCAAUUGCAAUAAGCCUCCUGAUAGCAAUAAAUUAGUUUGCAAUGGGAAUAAAUGUCGGCCCAGCGGUGAGGUCAACCUUUGGACACUAAAUGAAGGUGGACCUAUUGGGAUGGGUCUGCUCUACAAACAGUGCAAUUUGAAAGAUAUAUAUUAUCAAAGAAGGCUUCAUCGACUAGAAAAGAUUCACUCCCUAGACUCCGUUUAUUCAACGAAAUCGGUCUCUACCGAAGUUGCUGCCAGUUCUAACAAAGAUUCUUCGGCUGAGUCGCAUGGCCGAUCCUCAUUGCCUAAAAAGCAACCGCAAUCAUCGCAUUUGGGUCGUUCAGCUCCUCGAAAAUCCCCACAAAAUGAAGUUUUGACGCGACUUAAUCGUACAGAGAGUUUUUCGUCUCAUCCACUGGGCUCACGCUCUGAGCUGUCUGAUAUAGGAUCGGGAAUUAAAUUCGGCAGCCAUGCAGUAAAGAAUCUUAGAAAUAAGUACAGGAAAAUGAAUGUGAAUGAAAGUCUCGGUAGAAAAAAUCGUCACAACGGAUUGCGGCGGCACUUCAAACGUGGUUCCCGAGGUGUUGUUGCCGAAGAAACGCGUGGUUCGGAGGUGAAACCACCAAGGAACGCGGAUUAUCAGAGUGCGGCAGUUGAUGAUCAAGUUGUGGAGCAUCCAGGUGUGUCGAAUCAUUAGACGAUGGAUUCGGUUAUCAAGAAGAAGCAGAGGAUUGACCAAAUGAAAACGGACAAUGUUCCAUACAAAACUCAGACUCUUUGAUCAUAUGAUCAUAUCACGUUCAGAAUUGGACACCGGUUGGAUCCAGGAAACCAGGAGAGACCAGUUUUAAUCUGAGAAGAAGAAUCGUACUAUCACAACAUUUAGCAGCCUAUUUUAGCAAUAUAACUAUUUCACAAGCUUGCAGAUAUUGUACAUGUAGAACGGAAGAUUAGAAAAAACGAGAAAGGGAAACUAAGAAAAAAAAGAAAGUAAAAAAAAACAAAUCUCAAGACAACUGACUUGACUAUAUGUUUCACUAGUAUUUUUUAUAAUCAGUAUAUGAGAUCAUUGUUCAAUCUGAACUAAAUUUGUAAUGGAUUACCGGAACGGAAGCGGAAGUUCAGAGGUUAAUUACCAUCGUUAACUGCGGCUAUAUGUUUGUCCCUUACGGGCCAGGCAAAAUUUAAGUAGAUAGUUCGACCGAGCUCUGAAAGCCGUAAAAGCGCGUGUCCGAUAAAGAAGAGGUUCUAUAAAUGUAAGACAAGACUCGCGUUGAGAUGAAAUUAAAAAUUCCCAAUAUCUGUCCCCCUCCCCUAUUUCUUUCAUCUCCAUUUUUCACGAAUUGAAUCAUUUUUAUCGUCAUCUUCAUAUUUUUUGCUGAUUCACUUUCCGUACGUAGUAUAAAUAAUACUAAUUGGGAAUUACGAUAACGUGAUAAAUAAUUAUGGUGAUGGACUUUGAAAGUAAAAUGGAAUCUAAAACUCCAGCACGCUAGAUCAUAAUUAUCUGGAGGACAGUGCAUCUGGCUCGUAACUGUUAUGAAUUUACUUAGUUAGGAUUUCUUUGAACGAUAAAAUUUUU